Molecule: messenger RNA, 3133 nt
Organism: Budorcas taxicolor (takin)
Lineage: Eukaryota; Metazoa; Chordata; Mammalia; Artiodactyla; Bovidae
Gene: EFNB1
Product: ephrin B1
Exons: 5
Coding region: 730-1770 (346 amino acids)
Biological process (GO): ephrin receptor signaling pathway; axon guidance
Cellular component (GO): plasma membrane
Molecular function (GO): ephrin receptor binding
Source: RefSeq, a predicted model, not a curated record
GGUGUGUGAGCCUCGCACUGAACGCAGACUCUCGGGCGCAGUCGCCGGGAAGCUAGGACUCGGCGACUGGGCUGCCAGGCCAAACGCCUAGGCUUCAGAGGCGCAAACUGAUGGGACUGGCUUGCUCGGCAGCGUCUCCCCGCUCUUCUAAAUACACUAAGCGGGGCCCGCGCUGAAGUCGAAGCUGUCGGGGGGCGCCCAGCCCGGAGUUCCAGUGUGGCCUGGAGGAACGGAGCCCGUGCAAGGGCGGCCCGGUCGGGAGCCCCCGGACCGAGCUUGUGUGGUGGGGAGACUCCCACUUCUUCCCAGGGGUGCCGAUUCCAGGACGGUUGAGGCGUCGGGGCGGCCACCAAGUCCCCAGCGGGGAGACCCCGUCGGGGAGAGGGCACGCAGUCCCAAACAGUCUUGGGGAGCCGAGCGGAAUCGGAAGGGAUCCUCCGGUGGGGGGCAGAGCCCCCGUCGCGCUUCGUGUGGCAGAGAGGCCAGGGGAACGAGCCCUCGGAGGCCGCAGCUCAUGCCGGAGUUGCGGGCGGCUGCCCAGUGAGUCCUCCUGGCCGGCGGGGCGGAGAAGAGCGACACCAAAGCCGGCGGGAGGGGAGCACUUCAAGGCCGGCGGCUGCGGAGGAUGGGCGCCUGAGCGGUUCAGAGAGCAGCGCGGCACGGGAAGGCGAGGCCAGCUUUGCUGAGGAGGUGCCAGGGGAUCCCGAAGUGCAGCCUGCCCCCGGGAAGAUGGCCCGUCCUGGCCAGCGUUGGCUCGGCAAGUGGCUUGUCGCGAUGGUCGUGUUGGCGCUAUGCCGGCUCGCCACGCCGCUGGCCAAGAAUCUGGAGCCCGUGUCCUGGAGCUCUCUCAACCCCAAGUUCCUGAGCGGGAAGGGGCUGGUGAUUUACCCAAAGAUUGGAGACAAGCUGGACAUCAUCUGCCCCCGAGCAGAAGCUGGGCGGCCCUAUGAGUACUACAAGCUGUAUCUGGUGCGGCCUGAGCAGGCAGCGGCCUGUAGCACCGUGCUUGACCCCAAUGUGCUAGUCACAUGCAAUAGGCCAGAGCAGGAAAUCCGCUUCACCAUCAAGUUCCAGGAGUUCAGCCCCAACUACAUGGGCCUGGAGUUCAAGAAGCACCAUGAUUACUAUAUUACCUCUACAUCCAAUGGGAGCCUGGAGGGACUGGAGAACCGGGAGGGAGGUGUGUGCCGCACACGCACCAUGAAGAUCGUCAUGAAGGUUGGGCAAGACCCCAAUGCUGUGACACCCGAGCAGCUGACUACCAGCCGGCCCAGCAAGGAGGCAGACAACACUAUCAAGAUGGCCACGCAGGCCCCUGGUGGUCGGAGUUCCAUGGGUGACUCUGAUGGCAAGCAUGAGACUGUGAACCAGGAUGAGAAAAGUGGCUCUGGUGGGAAUGGAGGCAGUAGCGGGGACCCCGACAGCUUCUUCAACUCCAAGGUGGCGUUGUUUGCAGCUGUGGGCGCCGGCUGCGUCAUCUUCCUACUCAUCAUCAUCUUCCUGACCAUCCUGCUACUGAAGCUGCGCAAGCGGCACCGCAAGCACACACAGCAGCGGGCGCCCGCCCUCUCACUCAGCACCCUGGCCAGUCCCAAGGGGGGCAGUGGCACUGCGGGCACUGAGCCCAGCGACAUCAUCAUCCCCUUACGGACUACAGAGAACAACUACUGCCCCCACUAUGAGAAGGUGAGUGGGGACUACGGGCACCCCGUCUACAUCGUCCAGGAGAUGCCGCCCCAGAGCCCAGCGAACAUCUACUACAAGGUCUGAGGGCCUGAGCAGCCUCGGUCCCGAGGGACACUCAGCCGGGACUGCACCUCUCGUUCCUCACCUACAUCCCUCCCUUUGCCAGCUGUGCCCACCUUUGUAUUUAGUUUUGUAGUUUCUUGGCUUUUAUAAUCCCCCUUUUGCUGCACCCUCUGGGCUUUGGAGGGGGGUGCUUGUGCCCCCAGCCCCCAUGCUCUUGUGCCUUCCCCCUCUGGCCAGGCCUCUGGGCUCUGCGGGGGUGCCCCUUCUUGGAGGGCAGGGUCGGACACUGAUGGACAGCAGGCAGGGAGAUGCCCCCCUGGCCCUGCCCCACUUCGCCCCCUUUCUCCCUUCCCAGGACUGCUUGUCCGCUAUCAUCACUGUUUUUAAUGUUUUGUGUUCAUUUUUUAGCUGUCAACUCAUUUUCAUCUGUUUGGUUUUUUUUUUUUAAGAAAAAUGGAAAAAGCAGCCCCUCCCCAGGUUUUCUGAGCCUGGCCUACCCCAGUAUCAGGGGCCUGGGGCAGGUUGUGACCAGCCAGGAAGCAUAAGAUGGCACUUCUUUUGUAAACUCCUUGACAUUUUUUUUUUUUUUUAUUGCAGGGGGGCAGGGGAGAGGCAGGCCAGGGCUGUUCUUGCCCAUGAGGGAAGACAAGAGUGUCACUGGGCAAGGUGUCUCACCCUCCCCCACUGACCCUGCUUCUACAUUGCUGAUCUUGGCAAUGGUGUAGUGGCUGCCACCCUUCCACCAAAAAAAAAAUCCCUUCCUUGUGGGAUUCUUGGGCAUCUCCUGCCUCCCUCACUCUCACGGUAAUUAACGUCUUAAUUGGCUGUUGCCUGGGGAACAGGAGAGCUGCUGCAGGCAGAUGACCUCAUGGGGGGUGGAGGGAGGUGAGGUGCCCAGGUGGCUAUUUGCCCUGCAGAGCUGGGAGUUCCCCCCUCUCCCCUCUGCCCUGUUCUCCCCUCACCUUUGGCAUCCUUGGCCUGGUGGGGAAACAGAAGCCCAGGGUGGAGAACUAAGCGGGUAUAAGGCCAGGUGGCCUGCUUCUUUUCUGGGCUCUGUCACAGGUGGGUGUCCCCCUAUCCCAGCUCCCACUAGCCCCCCAAUCUUGGUCUGGGGCUUGGAAAGAGGAAGAGGCUUGCCCAGGGCUUGGCCAGCACGCCGUGCACUUUGACCCCGGCUCCUUGCCAGCACGGCUGCUAACAGACUGCCACUUGCAAGCGCCUUGCAGGCGCUCCCAGAGCGGCCAUGGAAGGAGCUGGGCCUUCCACCAUCCACCUCCACACUGCCUCCUGGCCAGCUGCCCACUCCAGAGCCAGGUGGGAGAGGGAGCAGAACAGCCAGCCCCUUCCAGGUGGCAGUCAAAAGGGUUUUUUUGUUUUUGUUUCU